Molecule: messenger RNA, 2849 nt
Organism: Sander lucioperca (pikeperch)
Lineage: Eukaryota; Metazoa; Chordata; Actinopteri; Perciformes; Percidae
Gene: nrsn1
Product: neurensin 1
Exons: 6
Coding region: 171-770 (199 amino acids)
Biological process (GO): nervous system development
Cellular component (GO): neuron projection; transport vesicle; neuronal cell body
Source: RefSeq, a predicted model, not a curated record
AGAGAGAAAGAGAGAGAGAGAGCGAGAGAGCGAGAGCGGAAGAGAGAGAGAGAGAGAGAGAGAGAGAGAGAGAGAGAGGUGACUGUAGAGUGAUGGGACCGGGCUGAGGGAACAGCAGCGAGUGAUCACUCUCCGAGCUCGUAAUGACAGCAGGUAGACAGAUGUGAAGGAUGACUUCUUGCUCAGAGAUCUGUGGGUCAGAGUAUGUUGAGCAAGCUCAAGCCAACGGGAACUGCCAGCAGUAUGGAGUCCGCUCUUACCUACACCAGUUUUAUGAGGAGUGCACAGCUUCUAUCUGGGAACGUGAUGAAGAUUUUCAGAUUCAGAGAUCACCUAGCAGGUGGAGCUCUUUACUCUGGAAGGUCUGUCUCGUGUUCGGCUCCCUGAUCUUGUUUGCAGGCCUCAUUGUUGUUUUGGUGGGUUAUGCCACUCCAACCAGGUAUGAGGCAUUUGGCGAGGACGAUCUCCUUUUUGUUGACAGCCACGCUGUCAGUUUCAACCGUGCACUGGAUGUGUGUAAGCUGACUGGUGCUGUGUUGUUCUGUGUGGGAGGCACCUCCAUGACUGUGGGACUCCUGCUGUCUGCCUUUGCCAAAAGCUACUCAAAAGAAGAACUGUACCUGCAGCAGAAGUUUAAGGAGAGGUUGGCAGAUCUGCACGCAGUUGGUACCCCCAUAAUGAGAGCACCGACCCCCGGAGAGGGAAAGGUGCCAGUCACACUUUCCAAAGUCCAGAACAUCCAGCCAGUAACCACAAAGUCGGAGACCUGACAGAAGUCCAGAUGAAGGCAUAAAGUGAAGAAGUGUGUGUGAUGAGUGUUUUGGUGCGCAGACUGUGUGCGAAUGCGAACAUAUGUGUGGAUCAGUCUACGUGUGAAUUUUUUUCUUCUUUUGAAAGGUCAGCUUACAUGUCCUGUAGUAUUGGUUAUUCAUCUUUAUUUACUGUGUUUGACAUUAACACUUUAUUUUAAAGUUAUAUAGCAACACAUCCUCACACCUAAACAACAUUAUAGGUUGAUUUUCCAAAGACUAAACACGUAGUAAACAUAGUCCAAUGUAACUAGUUAAGUUUAGGCAACACAAAUACAUAGGGUUAGUAAAAAAUCAGGGAUUGGCUUAAAAUACUAAAAUGAGGACGUAACAUAGCGAUAUGAAGAUCAUUGCAUCAUGGAUUAAGGUCCAUAUACUGAUAGGUAAAAACUUAAAUUUCAAAACAGUUGACCUUUGGUUUCACACGAGACAAGAGAAAUAAACCCCGGUCUCCUGAGUGAAAGUCCUGUGUUUGUUUGACCCUAACAGGAAACGUAAUAUUCGGCCGUUAUGAGCUGCUUGCACAAUCGAUCCAUGUGGUCGUUUUUUGGCUGAGCAAAGGUUAAGCCUUCUCUUUGGACAUCAGUUGUAUGAAAUUGUAUGAAAGCACAUGCAGGUCUUGAGCCCUACCCAGAAAACAAAACACAGAAACAAAUCAAUAGAACACAGCCGCUGAACAACAACAUCGUAGCUUCCACCAAGUAUUUUUUCUGUCGAGAGGAUUCACAUUUUGUAAGAAAGGAUAGUGUUAAUGCUGGAGGGUGUAGAGCAGCAGAUGCAGUGUUGUUUGAAGUCAUUGGUGAUUGGCCCCCGUUGCCAGAAAAUGAUCAAAAGAAGCACUGAAUAAAACAACCAUUAUCUCUGCCUAGUGUCUAAAAGGCAUCAGAGGAUGAGAGUUUCUAUGUGCACAAUACUUUGUGUGUACAUGUAUGUGCAGUGCAACUUCAUCACAACACUCAGUCAGCGCUGUCAGUCACAAACGCACAGUAUACGUACAUGUGAAUACUUCAUUUAAGUUUACAUGCAACAAGCCAAGAGCAGUCUUAACAAAUGAUCUGCUAGAAGUUCAUACAUCAUCAGAACAGAUUCGAGAAAAACAGAGAUUAGAGCAGGGUAGAUUUAACACUGACAUUAUCUUCUGUCUUAUUACGCCUCUGACAUUGUCUCCCUCAAUGAAUCUCCAGCAGGAUUUAUAGACCAGACCAGACCAGACAGACUGAUGAAAGGUACAUUAAACCUGACGGAAAAUGCACUAUAACACCAUAAUCUGUCAAGUAAAAAAAUCAUAAUCAAACAGAUUACUUUCAAGAUAACACAAAUAAGGCAUUCUUAAUGCGUUCUAUCUCUAAAAAACAUCUUUUAUCUUUUUUUCCUUUCUUUUGUCUCUUUAUCUUCCUUUGACAAACGCAAGCAUGUAGACACACACCUAUCUGACCAAGCAUGUACAUUUUUGCAGUUAGUAGUCGUGAGUUAGAGAUGUGCAGGUGCUGCUUGUUGAAAUGAAGACCAACAAUGUGACAGAUCAUAUAACAUAACAGGGGGAUAAGGAGAGCGCAUUCAGAUCUCCAGUGAGAUCACACAUCAGCUACUGUGCUAUGUGUUUGACAGCGCUCAUUGUUUACUGUCUGGAUCCACUGAUGCUUUCAACAAUAACUGCCUUCCUGUGCUCAAACACAAAACUUGAAACUACAUUAAGCUGAACAACAUACAGUACUUAUGUAUCACUAAAGCUUUUUUUUUUUUUAACUGGUUGCAUAUUCACUUGCGUACUAUAUGAGAAACAGAAGUUAUAUCUAGAAGGUUUUUAUUUUAUUUAUUGUAUUCAAGCUUGGCACUCACAGGUGCUUUAUCUUUAACUUACAAGCACAAUAAGAUAGUAAUGGUCAUGUUUUGCUGCUUUUUAAAAACUUAGUGUAUUUUGAAUAUAUUUUUUUAAAUAUUGUGACCAUGCCACUUUAAAUUGUUAUGUUUGUUGUUGCUUCUUGUUUGUUUGUUUUGUAUCCUUUCCCAACACCUUUAUACCUAAACCACAGAAAGGGU